Molecule: messenger RNA, 963 nt
Organism: Striga hermonthica
Lineage: Eukaryota; Viridiplantae; Streptophyta; Magnoliopsida; Lamiales; Orobanchaceae
Source: the annotation of a GenBank genome assembly
AUGACUAACCUGAGACAGGACUUCUCGGGCGGCUCUUUUUCCGAGAGCUUGAAAGACUCGAACUGUGUGAAUAACUACAAUGAGGCCAAGAUCAAGGUUGUUGGGGUUGGAGGGGGUGGAUCGAAUGCAGUCAACCGCAUGAUAGAGAGUGCCAUGAAAGGGGUCGAGUUUUGGAUCUUGAACACGGAUGUUCAGGCUAUGAAAAUGCCGCCUGUCUUCCCGGAACACAGGUGGUUGCAGAUUGGAGAAGAGCUGACGAGAGGGCUUGGGGCUGGUGGAAACCCGGAUAUUGGGAUGAAAGCGGCUAAAGAGACCAAGAAGGCAAUAGGAGAUGCGGUUUUGGGGGCAGAUAUGGUCUUUGUGACUGCUGGAAUGGGUGGGGGAACGAGCACCAGUGCAGCUGCUGUAAUAGCUGGAGUUGCAAAGUCGAUGGGUAUUUUAACUGUUGGUAUAGUUACCACCACUCCAUUCUCAUUUGAUGAAAGAAGAAGAGCCGUUCAAGCCAAAGAAGGAAUCGCAGCUUUGAGAGAAAAUGUCGACACGUUAAUCGUCAGUCCAAAUGACAAAUUGCUGACUGCAGUUUCUCCUUCUACUCCAGUGACAGAAGCAUUUAAUCUUGCUGAUGAUAUUCUUCGGCAAGGAGUUCAUGGUACUUCGGACAUAAUCACGAUCCCGGGACUAGUAAAUGUGGAUUUUGCUGAUGUAAGAGCAAUUAUGGCUAAUGCCGGUUCCUCGUUAAUGCGAAUUGGAACUGCUACAGGAAAAACCAGAUCUCGAGAUGCAGCAUUAAAAGCCAUUCAGUCUCCUUUACUGGAUAUUGGUAUAGAGAGAGCCACUGGAACUGUAUGGAAUAUAACUGGUGGCAGUGAUCUAACAUUGUUUGAGGUUAAUGCUGCAGCAGAGGUCAUAUAUGACCUAGUGCCAGUGGACCCAACCGCUAACUUAAUUUUCGUGCUGAAAUAG